Messenger RNA from Chroicocephalus ridibundus (black-headed gull), 11044 nucleotides. RefSeq names its product INO80 complex subunit D (gene INO80D). NCBI's taxonomy places the organism in Eukaryota, Metazoa, Chordata, Aves, Charadriiformes, Laridae. The transcript has 13 exons. Bases 568 to 3657 code for a protein of 1029 amino acids. The record is from RefSeq and is a predicted model, not a curated record. Gene Ontology annotation, cellular component: nucleus.
UUUGGAGGGCAGAGGAGCCGCUCUCUGAUGUUAUGUCCUCUCAGUGCCUGUAGUGGUGCUGUAGGAGGCUGCUGGCUCUCUUCUUGAGCAGCCCCAGCGCCCUGCCUUCUUUGCUGGAGAAUAUAUUCAGGGAUUCCCCUUAAUAAUCACCUACCCUCUGAGCACUUUGUAGUUUUAAAAUAAUAAAGAGCCCCCAAAGCUUCCUCCUCACAAAAAGCAGGAUCUUCUCAGAGCCAGGGGGGCAGCAGCUCCUCAGCACAGAGCCCGAGCCCAUUCCCAGUCCCUCUGCUGGGGAGGAAACUCUGAUCUGUCAGCCCAACAGAGGGAAAGGGGGGAGAGGAGAGAGAGGAGAAAAAAAAAGCAGCUGGAAAGGGAAAAGAACGUCUGGUAGUUGUGAAGUGAGUCCACUGGAAAACCCACCAACGCGCUUCACCCCGCACAGACAAUCUGCUUCAUCUUGAUUCAUCAUCAUUCCAGGAUAGUGGUGUCCUUGGGGCUCUCUCUUAACAUUGAUAUGGUACAGAAGAUUUAAAAUCAGCUGAUGUUCACAAGGAAUAGAGUCACGUGAUGUAUGAAGGCAAACACAUACACUUCUCUGAGGUUGACAAUAAGCCCUUGUGCUCAUAUAGCCCCAAACUGUGCAAGCAGAGGCGACUUAACGGCUACGCCUUCUGUAUCAGACACGUUCUGGAGGACAAGACUGCCCCCUUCAAGCAAUGUGAAUAUGUGGCCAAGUAUAACAGCCAACGCUGCACCAACCCCAUCCCCAAAUCUGAGGACCGUAGGUACUGCAACAGCCACCUGCAGGUACUUGGCUUUAUACCGAAAAAGGAGAGGAAGAAAAAGAAUGAUCCCAUAGAGGAGGUCAAGGUCAGGCAUCAGAUGGAUGCUAUGGCCUUCAGUCUGACAGUGCCCACCCUGGCCUUGAAGAUGCCCAAUGGACUUGAUGGGAUGUCCCUCUCCCCUCCAGGGGCUAGGCUUCCUCUCCACUACCUGGAAGCGGAAUUAGAAGACCCCUUUGCUUUCAACGAGGAGGAUGAUGACCUAAAGAAAGGGGCAACAGUGAGGAAAAAGUUGCAGAGCAAGUUGGCUCAAAACCGGCAGCGCCAGAGAGAGACAGAGAUUUUAAAAGUUCGCCAAGAGCACUUUAGCCCCCUUCCUGCACCUUUGCAGCAGCAGCCUCUGCAGCAGCAGCACUCCCAUCUGCCACCUUCAUCAGCUUCGUUAAAGCCGACAGGGCUACCGCAGGGCGUAGUCUGCAAGUCACCUCAACCUCCGAACACCAGCCUACCAAUGCAGGGAGUGGCACCCACCACACACACUAUAGCACAAGCCCGGCAGUUGUCUAACAAGAGACCUCUGCCUCUCCUGCCACCCACUAGGGCUCCUGUCACAGACCCUCCAAGGACUGAUCGGGUCCUCAUGAAAGCCACAGCCUUCUCUCCGCACUUGUCCUGCAUGAGCCGGCUACAGAGACUGGUGAAACUGUGCACUCGAAAACAGCAGCUGGACACUGAUCUGUUUCCACAUUUAGGGCUGGAUUGGUCUGAAGACAGUGGAGAAGAGUUGGAGGAUUCAGAGCAAACCUCCCCUUACCAGGUUGCGUGGUCUAUCCGAGAAACCCUCGGCUAUGAGAGACAUGAGUCCGAUGAUGACAAUGCAGAUGACAGGAGUUCCAGGGUGACCAGACUUUGCACUUACUUUCAGCAGAAAUACAAGCACCUCUGCCGCCUGGAGCGGGCAGAAUCUCGUCAGAAGAAAUGCCGGCAUACACUCCGGAAAGCCUUGCUGCAGGCGGCCAGCAGAGAGCCGGAGCGUGCUGGGCAACUGAUACAAGAACUCCGAAGAGCUACAUGUGCUCGUACCAGCACAAGCCAAGCGAGGCAGAGAGAUGCAGAACCAACAACCUGUAGUGGGACUUCGAAGGGAGAACAGUGCACUAACAAGGCCCUUCCAUUCACCAGGCAUUGUUUUCAGCAUAUCUUAUUGAAUCGUUCUCAGCAGCUCUUCUCAAGUUGCACAGCCAAGUUUGCGGAUGGACAACAGUGCUCUGUGCCAGUUUUUGACAUUACACAUCAGACACCUCUGUGCGAAGAACAUGCCAAAAAAAUGGACAAUUUCUUGAGAGGGGACAGCUCCCGUAAAGUUCAGCACCAGCAGCAGAGGAAACCCAGGAAAAAAACGAAGCCACCUGCACUUACCAAAAAACACAAGAAGAAGAGAAGGCGAGGCCCACGCCGGCCCCAGAAACCCAUUCCUCCUGCAGUGCCCCAAGGGAACCUCACCAUGCCUGCCAGUGUCUCACUGCCAGUAGAGAUGCCCCACAUACGGAGCCCCUCCACACCAGAGCUGAGUGCCGAUGAGCUGCCUGAUGAUAUCGCCAACGAAAUCACAGACAUUCCACAUGACUUGGAAUUGAAUCAGGAGGACUUCUCUGAUGUUCUGCCGCGGCUGCCCGAUGACUUGCAAGAUUUUGAUUUCUUUGAAGGUAAAAAUGGAGAUCUCCUUCCGACUACAGAAGAGGCUGAAGAACUGGAACGGGCCCUACAGGCUGUAACUUCUCUUGAGUGCCUGAGUACCAUUGGAGUACUUACACAGACAGAUGGUGUGCCAGUUCAGGAGCUGUCAGAUAGAGGGAUAGGGGUGUUCUCUACAGGUGCUGGAGCUCCAGGAAUGCAGUCCUUGAGUCGAGAGGUUAACACGGAUCUGGGGGAGCUGUUGAAUGGGCGUAUAGUACAUGAUAAUUUCUCCGGUCUGGAGCUGGAUGAGAACUUGCUCCGUUCUGCUACCUUGUCCAACCCACCUACGCCCCUGGCAGGGCAGAUCCAGGGGCAAUUCUCAGCCCCAGCCAACGUCGGCCUUACUUCUGCCACUCUGAUAAGCCAGAGUGGCCUUGGGGAGAGAGCCUUCCCAGGACAGUUUCAUGGACUUCAUGAUGGCAGCCAUGCCUCCCAGAGGCCCCACCCUGCCCAGCUGCUGAGCAAGGCAGAUGACCUGAUCACCUCACGACAGCAAUACAGCAGUGACCAUUCACACUCCUCACCCCAUGGAAGCCAUUAUGAUAGUGAGCAUGUGCCGUCUCCCUACAGUGACCAUAUCACAUCCCCUCACACCACAUCCUUUUCUGGUGAUAAUUUGGCAGCUACCUUCUCAGCAGAGAUGCCCAUGAUGGCACAGCACUUGCUCCCAACUCAGCUGGAUGUGCCACUUAGUGGGGUGGUCAACCCCAGAACUCACUGGGGAAAUCUUCCUGUCAAUCUUGGGGACCCCUCUCCGUUUAGCAACCUUCUUGGUGCAGAUGGACACCUCCUGUCCACCUCCCUGUCCACACCACCUACCACCUCGCACUCAGAGACCACACAGCCUGCCUUCGCCACUGUGACCCCCAACAGCUCCAGUGUGCUUCCGGGGUUACCGCAGACCAGUUUUAGUGGCAUGGGUCCUGCCUCCGCUGAACUCAUGGCCUCCACCUCCCCUAAACAACAGCUCCCUCAGUUCAGCGCAGCCUUCGGGCACCAGCUGAGCUCCCACAGUGGCAUCCCCAAGGACCUGCAGCCCAGCCACAGCUCCAUAGCUCCUCCCACGGGCUUCGCAGUGACCGGUGCCACCGCUACCAGUACCAAUAACGCAUCCGCGCCCUUCACCACCUCCAGCUGAGCUUGUCUGCCUGGCUCUGUGCAGAUACUUCUCCAAUGUAAGUAAUGCCAACCAUAAGUCUUCUGUGAUCCUGAGCGAAUCUGACUGUAAAACGAAAAGGAAGAGAGAUUCCUGCAGUUCAUAACAUACAUUUUGGAUGCUAAAACGACAGUGCAAUAGAUCAAAGUAUUUCUCAGAUCAGUGAGUAAGAUGAUGUUUCACAGCACGCUAAUAUGUCAUUAACUAGAUGCUGAGGGUACGACAUUGAUCAUGGGAGUGCACACGCUAGCAGUGAAUGUGCAGAUGUUUUUAGCAAGACUUUACCUUCUCACAGGUGGUUCUUUUGAGAAGUGCGUCAGUAGAAAGUCACAAAGAAAAAAUUAAAUUAUUCUUUUUAAUGCCUGCAAGCCCAAAUACAAGUAAGUUGGUGGAAAAAUGUACAUUUGUGUUUACUAAACUUAAACUUGGACUUUAGGAGGGGUCUGCUCAUGAGAGACCUUAGCGCUAUCAGGUGAAGUUUUGGUUUUGUUUUUAAAACUAGAGAAAAACACUGUUGUUGGGAAAGAAAUGUUUGGUGGAGGGGAAAGAGUUACAAAAUCUAUGUCUUAGAACAAAUUUCUCACUCAUGUCUUCAGCCUCUUUUUAAAAAAAACAACAGUGACUGUUUUGGGAGCUUUUCCCUUUGCUGUUUUGCUACUUCUCAUGAUUAUUGGGUUCUUUGCUUUCCCCCGUUUUAUUCUGCUUUCACAUACUCCUCCUCUGGCUACCGUGGAAUAAUGUAACAUAGUGGAAGCAUGAAAGGAGAAAGUGAGCUUGGCCAUAGAUUGACAGCAAUAGUUGGAGAAGACUUUCUGUCUCCUUGAAGUAAGUGUCGGUACCUCUUCAGUCUGGCUCAUAGAGUUUGGUUUGGAAGCCAACAGGGUGAAACUUGGGCUUUUGACCUUAAAACUCUAUUUGCUUAAUGUAGAAAAAUGCAUUCUUCCUACUCGUCCCCUUGCUAGUCCCCCAAACACACACACAGUGAGAUGUCCGGAGUACCCGUGUAUCGACCACAUACGCCUGUUGAACUUGGUCAGCAAUGCUAAUGUUUUACCUGCUUUCUGUCAUUGUCACCUGGUGCCCACGGAGGUGAACUCUGGAUAGGUAGCGUUCCCAGAUAUCCUCUGGAAAACUUUAACUUUGGUGCAGAUUCCUCUGAUGUAGCUAACUGCGAUGGCGUUGGCUUCUACCUUGGAGUGGACUGAUUUACCCUGAAAUGACUCUCUAACCUGCGUCUUAAACAGUGUAGUUGGUUCCGGUGCAAAUAGAUUCAUUCUGAAGUGAUGGACAGUUCAAUUCUCAUGCAAAAUAGCUACAUCCUACCAGAAGGGGUUGAACCAGUUUCUCUGAACAGUGAUGACCUUCACCGUUCAGUUUUGGGUAUGUCUCAGGGAUUCCUUGCGGAAAUAAGGGCAGUUAACAAAAAAAAAAACCUUUAAAUAGUUUUAAAAGUAAAUAAUAAUUUAAGGUAGAGCGUCACCUAAGUGAGAGCGCAAGAAGGAGAAAUCUUUGUUCGGUUUUGUAGUCCACAGUGUCUGGCUUAGGGACUCUUUCUCUUCUCGGGGCUCUCAUCUCAAGUUCAACGUACAGAAUCUUUUUCAUCACGCUCAGCUUUAAACUUUUUAUUUAAAGAUUCCCUUCCCCAAUGAGCUUUCAGAAUACUUAUUGUAGAUUUUAAGAGAAAUGGUAUAUUAAUUUAUGCUAUUAACAUCACCUCAUAAAUUAUAAGUUUUAUACUAAAGCUGUAUUGAGUGUAAUGAAUUAUGUUGCAUAUGUGUUUUUAAUAGCUAUAAAAUUAUAUACAAGCUUUUUUGGAAAAACAAACUAGUGAAGCACCUUUUUACACUGGAUCUUUGCCGUGUCAAGGUGUACAGCUAUUCUUUGCUACCUUGCAGAUAUCUAUAUCUAUAUAUAGAUAUAUAUAUAUAAAUAAAAUAAAAUGGUAUCCUGUAUCAACAAAGCAUAGAACUCUUUUUAACCCUUAUAUUACUGUUCCUAUAACUCUUUUUAAAUUUUAUUUUGAGUGUUACAUUCUGCAAUAAUUUAUCCGUGGUUUGUACCUAUGAUUAGAAAUUUAGUUACAGGGUAAAUAGAUCAAAUUAAAAAAUCCAACUACUGUAGCUGGAAGUUGUGAACCGAGUUUGUAAGACCUUUUCUUUUUUUUUAAAUGUAUUUAUUUCCAGUUAGCUCUGUGAGUUGGAAUUUGAAAAGUCAGAACAUUAGGAAUCUACAGUGUCUUAUUCAGGAAUUUUUCCCCUCCUUUCCUCACAAAGGAAUUCCCACUGUGACUUAUAAAUAGGAUUAGACUGCUUGUGUGCAUGUAUGUAUUAUAUAUACACACAAAAAAUAUGCAUUGGGGGGGAUGUAUGUGCGAUACGAAUGUGUAUAUUGUAUGUAGGUCAUAGUUUUGUAAAGAGAAAAGUAGUCGAGAGGUGAUGGAAUGUAUUGUAGAAAUGUGAUUAUUUAGUAGGGGGUUGUUAUGUCCUCACUGUUGUAUAAAUAACCAAAACUCUCUACUACGUAAUCUUCUGUUAUAAGGCUAACUCUGAUAUCAUGUCAAUUUUACUGUUUUUUAAAUGAGUUGCAUUGAGCCCUGUUUAAAAUGCCAUGAAAAUACCAAGCUCCCAAAGACAGCCUUUAAAUAAAACAAAUGGGGGAGGAGGAGAUAUGGGAGAAACGAAUGAUGUUUUUCAGGAGAAAUUGAAAUGGGAAGGUUUGCAUUUGGUGGGAUGGGGAGGCAUGGGAAUUGCUGUAUCUUUGCAAAUUGAUACCCGAAUCUCCUAUGCUCUGACUUGGAAAAUGUUGUCAGUCGGUGUACUUGCGUUUUCUAAUUAGGUUGUAAGGGGCGCUGUUUGUGGAGUGAUCUCCAUUCUGUAAAAGGAUCUUGUCUUCAAAGUAGCUUCUUUUCUUUCCUGAGUGUCUUCGUGUAUUUUAAUUUUGACCCAGAAUUGCUGGUGUGGGAUUGCAGAACAAAAUACCCUUUCAAUCCAGGGAGUUUCACAUGUGCUGUGAAAUUCUGAAUUUAAUUAUGGCCACUUAACUUUUUUUUCAUAGUUGGAGAAGGAAGAUUUCUUUAUGGGAGUUCUCACUUGAAAUUGUGAGAAGUCAGAAACAUUCUUACAGAUUGGCUUGCUCUUCAUACUGCUCUAUUUAGGCUGGAGAAAGUAACCUACUUGUUAUUUAUUCAUACAGUAUCAUGUUUAAUGAUGAUGAUCCUGGUGACUUUAAAAAUCUGUUUAGAAAAACAAAGCUUGCAGUAUUGUACAGACAUUUGAAUUUUUGAAGGCUUUUUUAAAGCAGUUGCAAAACAAAUCUUAAUUUUUUUAUUUAUUUUUUUUUAAUAUCCCCCCUCCCUAUCAGUAUGUUGAUGCCCUCCAGUCAUCCCUCCUCCUUUCCCUCUCCCCGCAAUUUGUUUCUGGCACAUAUGCAUACAAGUGACAAGGCAGGGAGGUGGAAGUUGUCAGAGGCCUUUCCUUCUGCUUAGUUGGUGUUAAUGGGACUUAGCAGCAUAAAUCUUUAUGCCUUUUGGGGAAGAAUAGACCCGUUUUUGUGUAUACCUGUACAGAGAGAUAUAUCUGUAUAUGAGAUGUUGGUAGCACUUUGCUGAAUGUGGACUUGCCCUCAUGAUAUACAAUAAAUAUGUAUGAAUGCAAUCAAUCUAAAUCUAUAUGUACAUGCAUACAGAUGUAUAGAUGGAAUAUACGUUGUAUCACACACAUGUAUGUUAGUUGUAACAUGAGUAAGUGUGUGAGCUGAAGAGAGAGACUAUCCACGUAACAUAUGUGUAACAGGUAAGCACUUGUGCCAAACAAGGUUGUUUUAAUUCUUCUGAGGGAUUUGGAUGACAUCAGUGCCUGAUCAGAGCUUGGUCACCAUUGAUUUGUGUUACCUCAGCCCUUCCGGUAGAGAUCCCUUGGUACACUUCUGCCUUUGUUUAUUCUGUAUUAAUACUCGUUGAGGCCUCUUGCAAUGCCGACCUCUUCUGCUUCUCUGCUCCAUUGCCUCCAUUCCAGCUCCUCCUUGUCCCCACAUCUCUACAGUUUCUCUUGCUAGCAGCAGUCAGCUUUAAUGGCCCAAUCCAGCUCUGCUCAUGCAUUAGGGAAAUUCUCUUGGUGACUGUAGUGGCAGCUGAACUGGGCCCUGAGCUCUCGCUUGAACUUCUGCAGAAUUUCCCAGCUAUUCAGUUGUGCUUGAGUAGGACUGCAGCUGAUUUGCCGAUGAACACAAACUUUUCUUAGAACCUGAUGCAAAGCUUCCUAGCAUAUUAAAAGGUUAACCCAGCGUCGUAUUUUGGAGGUAAAUGUUCAAAAUGAGAGAAACGAACCCACCAAAAAUUAUCUUCAAUUUUCAGCCCCAGGGAGAAAAAGAGAGUUUGGUUUGUGUUUCCUGUAAUGCAGGCACUAAGCAGAAGGCAGCCCUGUGCUCUGUUCUGAGCAGUGAGGCUGUCAUCAAACAUAUAAAGAGAAACACAGCUCAUUACAUUUCACCAUUAAACAGAUUUUAAAAUGAGCUGCAGAGUUGACCAUUAACAUGCUAGCACUUUGCAUCUAAUUUUGUAUUGGAUGAUUUUGCUUAUGCAAGUAAAUUGUGGGUUUAAGUAUUUUAUUUCCUGUUUUCUGGCUAAAUGGAGUUUCUAUAUCCUUUUAGCAGAAAGCAGCUGUCAGAAACCUGCUCAGUCACAUUUAAGCACUGUUGAAACUCCUGGCUAACUUAGGCUUCAGUUUCAGUGGAGAAUGCUGCUCCAAUUCUGUCAUCGAGCCUUACUGCAUUCCACGUUUUCAAUAUGGAUAUGGCAUGAUUUUUCUUGGCCACGAUUCAGCCAUGGAAUUUUGUCUUCCUUGCAUUUCUAUUAGAAAAAGGUAACUGGUGUGCUGUUCCAUCUCAGCUUUCAUGCAAUCAUACGUGACGAUUUCUAUAAUACAUAUGUUCGGGCGUGUGUAUGGGUAUGUCUGUGUACUGUGUGUGUAUAAUACGUAUUUACACACACACAUAUUACACUAUUUCAGUUUAUGUAUGUGGAGAACGUACCUGUUGGUUCUCUCCUGAUAUAUACUCAUGCAUACCUAUAUUAAAUAUGUAUAUAGUGUGUAGAUGUCCUGCAUAUACAUGUGUAUAUGUUAUGAAACUUGGUUGGCAAUUUUUUUUCCCCAGUUUUUGCAAAUUGCUGUCCCUUAUGACAUAUUUUCACUGAAGCUGCAUUAUAUAGAAGGAACGGAGAAAUGUGUUAUCAAAGUUUUAUUUUAAAUAGGAGACUCUUACUUAUCUAAAGCCAUUUGUAAUUGUCUUUUAAAUUUUUACUAGAAGGGUUGUUAUUUAAAAAAAGAAAAAAAUAAAAGAGAAAAAAAAAGAGAAAACAGAAAACCAAAAGCAAGCAGACAAGCCCUUGCUCUCACUGUCACUUAGGUGGACAUGAGAAAGAAAUGGAAACACAAGUUUCUAAGUAUUUAUUUCCUUCAGGGGUUUCUGAGGCAUACUGUAAUCGCAUUCUGCCCCAUCCCCCCUUUUGUCCAAUUAGAAUUAAUGAUUCAUGGUUUCUUUUACACAGCUUUUUCCCCUCAUUACUUUACUUUCGUAAGUCAUUGUUCGCCUCCUACAUUCAAUAGUCCUGAUAUCACUAAGGAGAUUUCAUGUCCUUCUGUCCUUUUCAGGAGAAAUACCAGUGCAUCACUAUUGUGUUACAUUUUAACAUACUUUGUGGAGGAUGGAUGUUUUUAUUCAAGAUGUCUGUAACAAGUCCUUAACUUAUUUAAUGUGAGAAGCCUUCAUUGGAAUCUAUCGUUUGCUUGUUUCCAACGAGUUUCUGCAACUGUUUUUUCACCAACGUAUUAAGUAGUUCCCUUCUUAUUUGAUGCUGAGGUUUUAGGGUUUGGGUUUAUUGUUGUGGGUUUGGGGUUUUGGGUUUGUUUUUUUUCCCCCCUCCAAUUCCCAAAACUGUUUAUCUGCAAGUGGAACAAAACAGACGUCAGAAUCUCAACCAAUAUCCUUUUUGCAGUUAAGGGUAAAUAUCUUUAUCCUAAAUUUAGUAAAAGAGAAGGUGGCAAAUGGACAAUCUGAAGUGCUUAGAGGGAAUGCUCACUCUUUUUAAGGCUGUCUCAGAGCAGUUUGUGUUUGGUGUCAUUUUAAAGGUAGCUUGAUCACACUUUGAUAUCAGAAACAGCCUUGUAACAAAGAGCCUCGUACAGUUGUUUGGCCACUAGAGUUUAAAAUGUAAACAAGUUGCAGUGGGAAAGCAAAGGUGAGGCAGUGUAUUUUGAACCAGUGAAUUGUAGCUUGCAAAUGUACCUGAUUUUGAAGUAACUGCAUGGUAGCAAGGAUUAGCAGUCUCUUACACCCCUUCCUUCUUCCCUUUCACCCCCGACACAUGUGUCCAGCAUACCGUACAUUGGGAAAAAUAAACAACUUACUCCAGCAAAGCUAAAUCCACUUAAUGACUGCUUAAAGGGAACAUACAAACUUGCAUUGCUGCAAGCCCGUCUCAUGGUAUUAGCUGGAAGACUAGCUAAUACGCACAAAAAGCCUAGUCCAGGUUGCUUCUGCAGAUGUGUCGCUUUCGGAGAGUGCAGUGCAUGGGGAUGCCCGAGAAGAAGGGUCCUUUCCUACAGGGUCCCCGGCAGCGAUAGCAACUCCCACUACUGCUUCUAGUGCUGGAGGCUCACGGACAGCAUUCCAGGGGCGGGUAGGAAAGCUUGCGUUUGUACUUUCCCUUUAAAUAGGAAAGGUUGGCUCACAUGUUCCUCAUACUUCUCAAUGAAUGUACUGUAUUACCAUUUAAAAAAAAAAAAUCAAUGAAAUGAUAAUAGAUUGGUCUCCUUUUGUUAUCUGGUCCUUGUUUAAUUUGUUUAAGGGUUUUUGUAUACAAAAGUUUACAUUUUUAUGUAUAUUUUUCUUGUGUAAAAACUGAUGUAAUAUGUGUAUAAAACACUGUAUGUAUUAUCUGUAUAUAGUGUGACAAAAUGAUUUUCUUUCUUUCUUUUGGAUGUAUUAAUAAAUCUUGCUGUGAAGUAGCCGUGUUUACUAUGAUGAAACCCUCUUCUUCAAGCCAUUUUGCUCAGUCAGAGAUGUAUGAAUAUUGCCCAGGCUGAAAUCUAAUCCAUUAAGUGAUUUGUUCUUUUUUUAAACAUAUCCUAAGUACAGUUAUUAAACUGUCCUUUGCUUAGAUAGCUGUAGAGUCCGAUUCUGCUCUUGCUUAUUCUCUGUUGCUUUCUAAUAACAUUAGCUAAUUAGUUUUGCAAACAAACUGGGGUCUUCAAUCUCAGUACUGCUUCUAAUUAUAGUGCUUUCUAGCUCUGGAUCACUGGCCUGGAGACAGAUCCUCUUCAUCUUGUUUUCUGUUUUGAGUUGCAGAACUGUACUUGAAAUAUAAUUUAAG